AUGAACUUUAUCCCGUAUCGAACCAAAAGUGUUCCAUCGGCAGCAGGAGUGUUACAUCCUCAUCCAUCGGUACGGUCAGUCCCGUACAAUCGGAGCAGGUCGUUCGUUGCGCCACGCCGUGAACCAACGGUUUACAUUCCAAACGCAACCACCAGUGAUAAUUCAGCGCUCGAACGGGGUACCCAGGCGGAUCGUUCCGGAAAUGGAGGUGCGAAGCGGGACUCCGGUUACGUAAUUGUCGUGAUUGCGGAAGGUCGUGGACAUGCCGCCCUGGAGGUCGGGCUGGCUGCAAUCGAUGUUACCUCGCCGCAUCUGAAAAUCACCCAAUACAGCGAUAAUUUCUGGUACUCGGUGACGCUGACGACGCUGCACGGGCUCGAUCCGACGGUGGUUUUCUUCUCCGAGCACGUGCUAGCGAACGGAACCUCCUACCUGCCGAAGCUGAUACAUCAGUUUCUCCCGCGGGCGCAGGUCCUUGGGCUGGGGCGAUCGUACUUUAACGAUAGCAUUGCGGAAAGCUACCUGGCCCAGUUGUGCAGUCGAGAUUAUGGUAGUCUCCGUGGGCUUAUUCACAGUAAGUACUACGGUAUGGCGUCCUGCGGGGCGCUACUACGCCACUGCAUGGAAACGGCCCUACUGCAGAUCGCCAACCGUUCGCUGAAGCUGAGUUACAUCGACAAAAUGGCCACGAUGACGAUGGACGUAGAGUGCGUGGGGCAGCUGGAACUGCUCGGGUCACUCCAGAAGGGUGACGAACGGCAAUCACUGUUCGGGUUUAUGAACCACUGCGUGACCGGCAUUGGCAAGAGGCAUCUUCGGGCCAACAUCAUCGAACCGUGGACAGGUCGGGAGCGGCUGGAGCUACGCCUACGGUGCAUCCGAGAAUUGCUAAGUAAGCCGACGCUACACCAGGGCAUACGAAGGGUGUUGGCCGAAAUAAGGGACGUCGGAGGAUUACUUCGACUGUCAGUGGAUAUCGAUCGGAUGAAAAACACCCAUCAAAACACAAUCCACAUGCUCAACCAGGCGUCAAGUUUGAGAAAUGUGCUGAAGGUCGUCCCGAAGUUACGAGAUCUCCUUAAGGACGUUCAGGCGGCCUAUCUGAAUGAUCUGAAACAAACGAUCGAGGAUCCGGUGUACGCUGAAUUGCAGGAAAAGAUUUGUAACGUCCUCGACGAUGGUCCCACGGAACGGAAUACCAGCUAUAACCGACUCUUCCUAGUGCGUUCCCACAUCAACUCGAUACUUGACCUGCUGCGGACGCUCUACUCGGGUGUCAUCGACGAGAUUCGCCAGUACGUGGCCGAACUGAGCCUUGCGACGCGCAUGCAACUGAAGUUGAACCAUUCGCGCGCGAACGGGUUCCACUUGCUGUACGUGCUGGCGAACGAGGAGUUGGACAACGUGGCCGACCAACUGGCGAACAGCUUUCAGAUAUUGAACCGGACUGGUCGCCGGUACACACUGACAAACGGGCGUCUACUGGCAUUCAACGAAAAGCUGAGCUCUGUUGGGCAGGAAAUUGAAGAGAUCAGCUACGCCAUCAUCCGGGGAUUGAUCGAGGGCAUCCGAGAGAGUAUCGAUGCGGUGUACAAUUUGGUCGGGUGUUUGACCGAUCUGGACGUGGUGCAAGCGCUAACCACCGUCAGCCAGGGGAAGGAGUUUUGUGAGCCUUCCUUCGGCGAGGAGACGAAAAUCGUUUCCGGACGGCACCCGUUGUUGGAAAGCUUUGGCGGUGAGCGUAAGGUCGUGCGCAAUAAUGUGAUUGCAACACCGGAGUACAAUGCAUUCAUCGUUACGGGACCUAACAUGAGCGGAAAGACGGUGUAUAUUAAAACGAUAUGUGUACUGCAAAUUAUGGCCCAACUGGGAUGCUACAUUCCUGCUACGCAGGCGCAAGUACGAAUCGUUGAUCGUUUGUUAACAAUUUUUGGAAACGCCGAUAGCCUCCAGCAGGAUGAUUCCGUGUCCUCCCGAAUGUAUAACAAACUGCAGUUUGUACGGCACUGUCUUACCCCGAGCAGCUUGAUAGUGAUCGACGAGCUUUACGGAGACACGCACCGACCCGAUACGGGCAGCUCCAAGUGGGCUCUACUAGAACGCAUCAUUAGUCACGUGGGAUACACUGGGGAGAACGAAGCGGAUGUGGUCGUACCUACGCUAGCGACCAUCAGGAAACCGUUCCUAUACAUUACGACGCAUUGCAUGGAACUCCUGAAGCCCCUGGAGGUGCACCAUAACGUAUCCCGGUUGUGUCUGCAGACGGAGAGCGUUCACGUGGACGGCGUCGAGCGGCUUCGGUACAAAUACGUGGUCACCGAGGGACGCACCAUGGUAACAAACUACGGCCUGUCUCUGGCACGUACAGUUAACAUACCGAAGGAAGUCCUGGAACGAGCCGAAGAGCUAUCCAGGGGCGAAUUAGGGCAGCAACUACGGCAGCCAUUCGCGCCGAACAGAACGAACAACAAUCGCUCGAACAACAUAUCCUCCACAACGCUCGCGUCUCUUUCGACGCAGGGUAGUUUUAAUGAGUUUUUCAAGCUAUUCUAUCAUCUGUACGCGAAGAUCGCCGAUGCAGCCCGUAGCACCAGCGAUGUGCAACCCCUUCUGACUGAGCAACUGGCAGCGUUCAUCGGCUCCGUUCCGGAAGAGGUGCGGGAGUUUCUGCGGGCCACACCACUCGAUCGGUUGCUGCAAAUUGACACCUGAUGCGCAUGAUGUCGCUGUUAUUUGAUCGCUUAUUGCCAGUGUUUACAGCUCCCCACAGAGGCAAAUAAACAAGCCCCAUUUGCA
Messenger RNA from Anopheles coustani, 2796 nucleotides. RefSeq names its product mutS protein homolog 4-like. Gene Ontology annotation, biological process: reciprocal meiotic recombination; mismatch repair. Lineage: Eukaryota; Metazoa; Arthropoda; Insecta; Diptera; Culicidae. The record is from RefSeq and is a predicted model, not a curated record. The transcript is spliced from 3 exons. The coding region runs from base 1 to 2712 and encodes 903 amino acids. Gene Ontology annotation, cellular component: nucleus. Gene Ontology annotation, molecular function: ATP binding; ATP-dependent DNA damage sensor activity; mismatched DNA binding.